AUGGAACAAGUAAAUAUGGAUGAAGUUGAUGUGUUGACGCGUUUGCUUCGUAAGCUAAACGCAGCAAAUGUGAGUCCGGAAGAACGUCAGCGACUUCAGGCACAAAUUGAAGAAAUUAUGAGACAGGAGUCCGAUCCAUUUGAAACAAGUGGCGACGUAGAAGAUGAUGAAUAUUUUCCAGAUGAAGAUGACUUCGGUGAAGCAUCAGAUAUAGAACAGGAAAUCGAGUUAGAGGCUGUUCUGGCUGAAAACCACGAUGAUAUUGAGGAUUUGUAUAGAGAAGCUAUCGCCCUUGAGGCUUCAACUACAAUGGAAUCAUGCAGCACAUCUAUUACCCAGGGCCUUAUAUACAGUAUAAUUUAUACUGGAAAACCACCAGGUGGCCAGCGAGAAACGAAUCAAGGUGAACGGGUCGUCAUGAAAUUGAUGCAAAAUUAUAUGGACAGCGGUAGGACUGUUUAUGCUGACAAUUUUUUUUCAACAUACAACUUGGCAGAAAUGUUGAUGAAUCGUAGAGUGGCUUUUGUCGGUACCGUAAGAAAAAAUAAGACCUUCAUUCCGCAUGAAUUGCUUAACCCGAAGCGUGAUGUUAAAAGCACUUUAUUUUGUUAUCACAAUAAUAAUAUCGGUCUGUGCUCGUAUAUGGCAAAGCCGAAAAAGCCAGUAAUUAUGUUAUCCACUGCCCAUUACCGUCAAAGCACCGAUCCAUUGAAAGGAUUCAAGCCAGAUCAAAUUUUGGACUACAAUAAAUUUAAAGCGGGGGUAGCUACAAUGGAUCAAAUGUUGACUGGCUAUUCGUGCAAACGCUCGACAAACCGUUGGCCACUGGCAAUGUUUUAUAAUAUGCUGGAUAUUGCCGGUUUGGCCUCAUUCAUCAUCUAUGACGAGCUGAAUCCGGCAAAGCAGAGUGAUAAGAGGCGCUCAUUUAUCAUUGAAUUGGCACGGCAGCUAGUUAUUCCACAUAUGACGAAACGGGCGACUAACCCCUUAGUAUGGAGGUUUGCUCAUAUAAGACAAGCAAUGAAUCUUUUCAAUAUCAAGGUACCGGAAUCUUGUCCAUCGACAUCAGAUGCAACACAGCAACAAUCAUAUGCUCAAGUUGCUUCAAAACGGUCAUCGUGCUACCAUUGUGCUGCUUCUUCUUCGAAAAAGCGACGUAAAACUCGUUAUAACUGCAGCAAAUGUAAUCGACCCAUAUGUCUUAAUGAACAUUCCAUGCAACUAUAUAGUUGUAAACCCAAUUUCCCUUCAUAAUUAAUACUAAUCCGUUCAAAUAAAUAAAUAAAAUUAUUUUUAAAACCGUA
Molecule: messenger RNA, 1304 nt
Organism: Bactrocera neohumeralis
Lineage: Eukaryota; Metazoa; Arthropoda; Insecta; Diptera; Tephritidae
Product: piggyBac transposable element-derived protein 4-like
Exons: 3
Coding region: 1-1254 (417 amino acids)
Source: RefSeq, a predicted model, not a curated record